This is a messenger RNA of Nycticebus coucang (slow loris), 1557 nucleotides long. Its product is annotated as centromere protein V-like protein 1. Bases 21 to 854 code for a protein of 277 amino acids. Gene Ontology annotation, molecular function: carbon-sulfur lyase activity. Lineage: Eukaryota; Metazoa; Chordata; Mammalia; Primates; Lorisidae. The transcript has a single exon. The record is from RefSeq and is a predicted model, not a curated record.
CUCAGAAGGCUGCUGGCACCAUGGGCAGAGUGAAGAACCGAUCCGCUGCUCAGCGGCAGAGAAGAAAGCAGCCUGGGGAUCCUGCCGCCGCCUUCGCAGCCAUAGCGGUCAUGGGCGCCAGCCGUUCGCGGUGCCCCCCUGUACAAGUCGGGGUCGGGAGCCACGAGGCUGGGAGGGAGCUGGCGGCGGCCAAGAGGUGGCGGGGAAGGUCGCGGCGGAGGCGCUGGUGGCGGCGGGUCCGACAGGCGGGCCCCAGAGAUGCGCUGCCCCCAGGGCCAUCCUCGAACCGGGCCCCCGCCGUGUCCCCUCAGGAGCUGGACCUGGGCGCACAGCGCGAGCGCUGGGAGAAGUUCAGGAGGCUACGGGGCCUCAGCUGCGAGGGCGCCGCCAAGGUCCUGCUGGACACCUUCGAGUAUCCAGGCCUGGUGUAUCACACUGGGGGCUGUCACUGCGGCGCGGUCCGCUUUGCGGCCUGGGCCCCAGCAGAUCUGCGCGUGGUGGAUUGCAGCUGCAGGCUGUGUAAGAAGAAGCAGCACCGCCACUUCCUGGUCCCGGCCUCGCGCUUCACGCUGCUCCAGGGCGCAGAGAGCUUGGUCACCUAUCGAUCCAACACCCACCCGGCGCUGCACAGCUUCUGCAGCAGGUGCGGGGUGCAGAGUUUCCACGCAGCUGUCUCUGACCCCCGGGUGUACGGCGUCGCUCCGCACUGCCUGGAUGCUGGCACCGUGCGCAGCAUGGUUGUUGAGGAGGUCGACUGUGGCGAUCCGGAGGAGGAGGCCACCAAGGAACACAAGACCUCGCUGAACGCGUCCACAGAGGCAGCCCUUGCCUGUCCUGCUGAAAAGGAGCAGUGACUGGGGCCACAAAAACGCUGGAAACAUGCCCUGACUCUUCUUGAGGGAACCUCCACGGUCCCUGUAAAAAAAAAAAAAAAAAAAGUAAUGUGCAAAAGAGGUCUGUUUUUGGACUGUAAAUCUGUGGUGUCGGUCCGAGCUUCCUUCCCAGUAUUUUCCCUUCCCUUCCACUGAUUUUCAGCAGACUCGCUUCUGAUCCAAAACUUGAACAUGUGUUUGUCUGUGUAUAGAGAUAGUCUUGCAAUACACUAAGCAAGCACUGUCUCUACUUUUUCGAGUAAUCCCUUGCGUCACUCACUUUUACUAUUCUCCAUACAGCUCUCACAGCUCGCUUGCCGAUUAUGCCUAUGUAUUGUACAUUUUUGGUGCUAUUGUGUACAGGAUUGCUUUUAACUCUUGCACCUGGUAUUUGGGACAGCUACAUACAAACAGUUUUGUCAACAUUUAUUAGCAUGUUUCCCAUUGACUGCUCUGUGCGAGUAUGUAUGCAGACACACGCACCUGUUUGCGUUAAGUGGACACUCACAUGUUCACUACUUAGAGGUCGAGAUAUUUGUAGUUGUGUUGUUUACUUACAAUGUUCUUAAAUGACAUGUUUAAAGAUUCAUUAGUAUUGCCUACUUCAUUGCUUUUAUUAACCAAGGGAUGUUUAAUAUUUUGUUCAGUUUUGUUUUAGAAACUGUCUUUGGGAAGAAGGGUGGGA